Messenger RNA from Chenopodium quinoa (quinoa), 877 nucleotides. RefSeq names its product B3 domain-containing protein REM5-like. The transcript has 3 exons. The record is from RefSeq and is a predicted model, not a curated record. Gene Ontology annotation, molecular function: DNA binding. Lineage: Eukaryota; Viridiplantae; Streptophyta; Magnoliopsida; Caryophyllales; Amaranthaceae. The coding region runs from base 47 to 613 and encodes 188 amino acids.
UUCAUUUCUCCCAAAUUUGAACAAAUAACAAAUUAAAACUGCUAAAAUGCACACUACAAAAUUUUCAGAUGAACCAAAUUCUAACAAUGGUGCUAAAUUCAUGCAGCCCUUCAUCCCGGGUUUCUUCAACACCUUUUCAAUUCCGGUGUCAUUUAUGAAGCGUAUAGAGAUGGAGCUAGACGGUCAUCAAGUGGAGGGCGUGGCGCUAGUCACGGACGAUAACCACCAUUGGGCCGUAAAACUCGAAGGCGGCUGCCGUUUCAGAGAUGGUUGGAGGGAAUUUUGUGAGCAUAAUGAGUUGAGUGUUGGUGAUUUUUUGGUAUUUACACAAAUUUCUAAAUUGAUCUUCAGGGUUACUGUGUAUGAUCCUACUACUGCCUGUGCGCGCCAAUUUAGUAACGGGACAAAAAAGAGAGGAAACCCAAUGGAAGAAGAUGGUGCUGCAACGGCACAAUUGCCAUCAGCUGAAUCCAAAUAUCCGACCUACAAUGUCACUAUCAGUCCUACUGUCAUUAAAAUGGGUCAAGCGGUAAGUCCAUUUACGCCAUCGGCCCAUAUAGCGAACAAUGUACAUGUUAGCUCACUUUGCAAGUUUUUUAACUUAAAUUUGUGAGGUCGUCUUGUUUUCAGUUCCUAGUUUCCUACCAAUAAUUACUCUAGUCAUAAAUGACAAUAUCAUAUAUUUAUUGGUAACAUACUUUACACCUUGUGUAUUAUAUUGUAUCAACAUAAGAUUUUAAAAAACCAACACGACAACCCCGUUAAAACAUAAUGUUCAAAAUCCCACAUUAGAGGUUAUUGGGAUGAUACAUACAAGUAAUUACUUAAUUAUGAAGCAUUUAGCCACAUGUAUGUACAAAUUCACCCUCCUACUUCA